AUGGCUUAUUAUUCUACCACUUCCAAGCUCUUCUUAAUCGCUGUUCUUUCGGCUUUGUUCCUGGCUUCCAAUGUGGCUACUGCACGGCCACUCUUGAAACCUAGCUCAUCAACUCUCGCCGCACGUUUGAAAUUGGAUGGGGCUAAUGAUAACGAUCAGCCAUCGAAUUGCUGGGACUCCUUGAUUCAGCUUCAAGCGUGCUCUUCAGAAAUUAUACUCUUCUUUGUGAACGGCGAGACGUACCUUGGCCAUGGAUGUUGCGAAGCCAUUCGUAUAAUCGCGAAGCAGUGCUGGCCGAACAUGAUGGAUACUCUGGGGUUUACUGCUGAAGAAGGAGAUAUUCUCGAAGGCUAUUGUGUUCAUGAAACGUCUCCACCGCAGCAGGCCGUUGGACUCGCUAGGGUUUCUACGAUGAGGAUGAGGACUCAGGUUCCAUGA
Molecule: messenger RNA, 438 nt
Organism: Pistacia vera
Lineage: Eukaryota; Viridiplantae; Streptophyta; Magnoliopsida; Sapindales; Anacardiaceae
Product: egg cell-secreted protein 1.1-like
Exons: 1
Coding region: 1-438 (145 amino acids)
Biological process (GO): double fertilization forming a zygote and endosperm
Source: RefSeq, a predicted model, not a curated record